Messenger RNA from Pundamilia nyererei, 930 nucleotides. RefSeq names its product homeodomain-interacting protein kinase 1-like. The coding region runs from base 1 to 930 and encodes 309 amino acids. The transcript is spliced from 7 exons. The record is from RefSeq and is a predicted model, not a curated record. Gene Ontology annotation, molecular function: ATP binding; protein serine/threonine kinase activity; protein tyrosine kinase activity. Gene Ontology annotation, biological process: peptidyl-threonine phosphorylation; peptidyl-serine phosphorylation. Lineage: Eukaryota; Metazoa; Chordata; Actinopteri; Cichliformes; Cichlidae. Gene Ontology annotation, cellular component: cytoplasm; nucleus.
AUGACUGAGCUGCCAACUAAGCGGGGUUUCCCUGGACCACCACCUGCCAACAACGGGCAACAACCUUCUUCAAGAAGGUGUUAUGAUGCCAGAGAUGCCCAUAAAAUUGCCCAGAUCAACCGAUUACUUCCCAUAGGCUGGCACUUAACUGGAGCUUCACGGUACCAGAUGAUAACUACCCUGGGAGAAGGAGCCUAUGGCACGGUUGGAAAAUUCAUUAGGCUCAAUGACAUGAAGAGCGUAGCCAUCAAAAUAGUUAAGACUGAUUGCUUCAGAAAUGGACUGGCAAACUUGGAGGUGGCUGCCCUGCAGAAGUUAAAGUUGUACAAAUCUGAAAGGUAUAACUUGGUUCAGUUUUACAACGUUCUUACCGAUGGGCAAAAAUUAUGUCUCGAAUUCGAGCUUCUGGACAAGAACCUUUAUGAAUUCAUGAAGGAAAGACAAUUCCGACCACUCGCUCUAAACUCAGUUAGAGCCAUCACCCAGCAGGUUGCGAAAGCACUGGAUCAUUUGAAGUCUGUACGUUUGAUACAUGCAGACCUCAAGCUGGAAAAUGUGAUGCUUGUCAACCAUCAGAAACAACCUUAUAGGGUCAAAGUGAUUGACUUUAGCUUGGCAUGUGAAACCUCCGCUGCCUCGAUGGGCUCUUGCAUUCAGUCCCGUUCAUACCGGUCCCCAGAGAUUAUUCUCGGGGCUCCAUUUACAGAGGCCAUAGAUGUAUGGUCUCUGGGCUGCAUUGCUGCUAAUCUGUACCUUGGCUCCAUGCUCUACCCUGGUGAGAAUGAAUAUGAGGUGAUGAGGUACAUAGUGGAGACUCAGGGCCAGCCUCCAGGCAAGAUCCUCGACAGUGGGCUCAAGACUGCCUUUUAUUUCGACAAGCAGUUGUAUUUCACCACCAGCACCUGGAAACUCAAGGUUCUUAACACCUGA